Messenger RNA from Psilocybe cubensis, 2436 nucleotides. RefSeq lists its product as uncharacterized. Gene Ontology annotation, molecular function: DNA replication origin binding. Gene Ontology annotation, biological process: DNA replication initiation; DNA replication. Bases 1 to 2436 code for a protein of 811 amino acids. The record is from RefSeq and is a predicted model, not a curated record. Gene Ontology annotation, cellular component: nucleus; nuclear origin of replication recognition complex. The transcript is spliced from 6 exons. NCBI's taxonomy places the organism in Eukaryota, Fungi, Basidiomycota, Agaricomycetes, Agaricales, Agrocybaceae.
AUGCCUCCCAAACGCAAGCAGGCUCCCCAAGCAGAGGUUCAAAUCCAAUCCAAACGCCCUCGCACGCGUGGAAACUCUUCUGUAGUAGACCCUCCAACGGAAAACCACGUCACACCAUCUCGUCAGGAUCGCAAAUCUUCGACCAGAAAACCUUUGAAGGACGCAGGUGAAGCUGACGCGUCAGCUUCAAACAGUAACAUUCCAAAUAAUGUUGUAGCUAUCAUUGACAAUGAAAGUCUACUACGCAAGGCAGGGGUGGCCAAGGUUUAUGGGAAGGCUGCUAGAAGACCCAGGACAAGGAAAGACACUGUACAUAGCAUUGAAACGCACACUUCCCCCGAUGAUGAUCCGCCGGUGCACAGGCAAUUAAGAAGUAGCACUACGACAGAAGUCGUCAUCGUCAUGCCAGAUGCUAAAGCGCCUUCGAAAAGGACCGCUAAGCGGACGACCUCUAACUCGACCAUUCUGAAAGAAAUCGCAGAUUCCACUGAAACGCCAACGGUGAAGAAGUCUAGACGGAGGACUACGACUGUGGCCGGUGAAUUAGAAACAAUGGUCGAGGAACCCGAAGCAAAAGCCCCUCCCAAACGAAUGACAAGACGUCGAACGGCCGCUACAAUUAUCGAAACUGAUACUGUCCCAAAUAUACCCAAAAACAAACGUGCUAGGCGAACCCGCUCUACUACAAUUGUGGACACAUAUCUGGAAGCGCCUGACUCCGUAGAGGUUGUCCAUACAAAAGAGCUUAGUCGGGCCAAUUACUCUGAACCUCCCGAAACGGUAUCAACAAUCGACGGCUCUAAGGUAGAAGAGCUUUUCAAAACAGUUGAAGGAUCUCCGUUGUUCUCUGAGGUAGAAAGUAUCGACGACAAUGUGUCUAUGACAAGACCUCGAUCGUCUUUGACCCCGACACCAACAUAUCUCGAUGGACGCUCAUCUCUUGCGCAAAAUAUCUCUAUACCUCCGAACUCUGCUGCUUUACAAAAAGUACCACUCACAGAGGCUUCGACUGCUCUCCCAGUACACCUACAUCCUUUCUUCUACACUCAGAAGCGCAGCAUAAUGAAGAUGCUCCAACGUCCAAUCUUCAAGGUCGACGCGCCUGAAUUGGAAGUUUCUGUGAAUGUUGUUGCGGCCAGUCAACUAGCCGAACUAAUUGAAGGGACGGUGAUGAGGGCAGAAGGUAAUAGCUGUCUUCUGCUUGGACCCAGGGGAAGCGGAAAGUCCGCUAUCCUAGAAGACUGUCUUCAAAAUCUUCCGAGUAAACCUAUUAUUAUCCGCCUCUCUGGGUGGGUUCAAAGUACGGACCGGCAUGCAAUACGCGAAAUUGCCAUACAACUUCUACAACAAACAGGAUCGGCCUUGUUUUCAGAUAUUGUAAACGACCCAACAAACCCCGCUACAGACACUAAUCAAGACGAUGAUAAUCCCUUUCUCAUCACUCAUGACCAGCCAAACGAGGAAUCUGCAUUUUCUACUACGUCGUUACCCCCUGCUUCACACCUGCACUCCCUUAUUCCUGCUCUCUUGACUUUGAAGCAGCCGGUAGUCGUUAUCUUGGACGCUUUUGAUCUUUUUGCCUCCCAUCCCCGGCAAUCCUUGCUCUACUGCCUUCUGGAUACCGUUCAAAAUUGUCGUGCAAGCGCGGAAAGUAGAGGCAUUGCGGUUAUCGGAGUUACUUCCCGCCUGGACACUAUCCAACUGCUCGAAAAGCGUGUCAAGAGCCGUUUCUCAGGCAGAACGAUACGUACAGCGCCAUCUAGCGGUUUUGAUGUCUGCCUCUCGUACGUACGGGUUAGUCUUCAGUCCUCUGCUCCGGACAAUACUUCAUUGGGGCAAACUGAGUGGAAUCAACUGUGGGAUGCCCAUGUGGAAAAUUUUCUUGCGAACAACGAAGUUCUGGGUAUCUUGAAAGAAACAUAUAGUGUCACCAGGGAGCUAAAGGUCAUCGCUCGUAUCCUGAUGCAAUCUGUUUCAUUGUUAACCCUGGCACAACCUUACCUCACCCUCAAACAUAUUUCCCAAUCAGCCCAUUCGCAGCGCUCUCGCCCUUCCAGCCUUCAUGCGGAUAAUCUAUCUUACCCUGCAAUAUGUCUUCUUAUUGCAAGCGUUCAUCUCAAUACAAACGGACAAAGCACAUUCACCUUUGAGAUGAUGUUUGAGAUCUUCCGUGAUCAAGUACGUGCAUCUCAGUCAGCACCUGCACAGAUAAACGGAGGCAGCAUAGGAAUGAUGACAUGCACCCGUGAUAUCGCAAUGAGUGCUUUCGAAGGUCUAAUCUCUGCAAAAACCUUCAUUUAUAUAUCUGGUCCCUCUGCCAACACAGCAAAGCAAUUCAUGAAAUAUCGUUGCGCCUUGGAUAGAGGCGUUAUUUCCAAACUAGUCGAACAGUCAGGCCAAACUAACUUAAGAAGAUGGUAUGAUAGAGCAAAAUGA